Molecule: messenger RNA, 2375 nt
Organism: Zerene cesonia (dogface butterfly)
Lineage: Eukaryota; Metazoa; Arthropoda; Insecta; Lepidoptera; Pieridae
Product: T-box transcription factor TBX20-like
Exons: 6
Coding region: 272-1741 (489 amino acids)
Biological process (GO): cell fate specification; regulation of transcription by RNA polymerase II; positive regulation of DNA-templated transcription
Cellular component (GO): nucleus
Molecular function (GO): RNA polymerase II cis-regulatory region sequence-specific DNA binding; DNA-binding transcription factor activity, RNA polymerase II-specific
Source: RefSeq, a predicted model, not a curated record
AGUCGCACCGGUCUGCUCUCUCUGCGUCCUUUGCGCGCGUAAAAAGUUUUCCCUCUAUUCCGAAACUUCCGAUCGCGGUGACAACACAUUCACGAUAAAACUGAUUGUAGUUCGUUUUAUUAUUUCCAAAUAGUGUCUGCGAACUAUUUUACGAUAGUUUAAACUUUUUAAAGUUUCGGAACAGUCAGAUUACGUUGCAUGUAUUUCAGGUUCGAAUCGUAGUGGUUUAUAAAUUAUAAAUUAGUCGUGGUUUCGAAUAUUAUGAUCUGUAAUGGGAUGCACGGUCGGUGACGUGUGGGCCCGAAGCCGGUUUCCUGAGGCUGUGAGCUUGAUGCUGCUGCAGAGUGAGGGCCGGGAGCGGCCAGCCAUGGAGGAGGAGUGCUCGGCGAGGCCAUGUGCCACUGACUUCUCCAUUGCAGCCAUUAUGGCCAGGGAUAGACAGGAGAGACGAGAGCGGCGAAGACUAAGAGACCCUAGAGAAGACACUUUGACUCCAUUGGAAAAAUUCGUAGACGCUGCCGCGUCAGCAUCGGGGUCUCCUUCGCCACCGUUACCAGAAUAUGAGCGUGAUUCCCCUGUGGAUGUGUCCUCUACAUCCGAAGCUGGGUCUAUGAGCGGAGGGCCCGGUGGCUCCAGGGCCAUGUCCCCAACGCCCAGGAACCCACAGCUGAUUGAACGAUGGUCCAGUGAAGAGAUGAAACACAUACAGUGUCACCUCGAGACAAAGGAGUUGUGGGAUAAAUUCAAUGAACUCGGCACUGAAAUGAUUAUCACCAAAACUGGAAGGCGCAUGUUCCCGACGGUGCGCGUGUCGUUCGGCGGGUGCCGCGCGGAGGCGCGCUACGCCGUGCUGCUGGACGUGGUGCCGGUGGACGGCAAGCGCUACCGCUACGCGUACCACCGCUCCUCGUGGCUGGUGGCCGGCAAGGCGGACCCGCCCGCGCCCGCGCGCCUCUACCCGCACCCCGACUCGCCCUUCUCCGGCGACCAGCUGCGCAAGCAGGUCGUCUCCUUCGAGAAGGUCAAGCUCACCAACAACGAGAUGGACAAGAAUGGACAGUUGGUAUUAAAUUCCAUGCACAAAUACCAACCACGAAUUCACCUGGUGCUCCGACGGGAGGGCGCUAUCAAUGCUCCAAUAACUGAUCUUGAACAAGAAGAAUUCAAGACGUUUAUAUUCCCCGAAUGCGUUUUCACCGCAGUCACAGCCUACCAGAACCAACUGAUAACAAAACUCAAAAUCGACAGUAAUCCAUUUGCAAAGGGAUUCCGCGACUCUUCUCGUCUCACAGAAUUCGAAAGGGAGACAAUGGAGUCUAUGUUGGCGGAACAGCACUACUUAAGAUCGCCUUUGCGGCCGUUCGAUCUCGACCAGCACAACAACAACUUGACACUAGAAGAGAAAGCAAUAUUGGCCGCUCGAUCCCAAUUGUUCCUAAGAGCUGCAUAUCCACUGUAUGGAGUACCUGCGGCCGCUCUCUGGGGUCAAUGGGCGUGCUUAGCCCCACAGCUUCUAGCUCAGCAACAUUUGGCGUCCGGAUCAGGGCUGCAGCUACCUCGACCGGUGUAUCCAGGUGGAGUGCCCGCGCCUCUGUCACAGCACCGGUUCUCACCAUACCCUCCGCGAAGGUCAUCGCCGGGUUCGUCGCCGGACUCGUUGCGAGACCCCAGCCCUCACCCCCUCCCCCCACAUCCACCGCACACGCCACAUACACCGCACCCACCACAUAGUCCAACUUAAACCUUCUUAGACCUUCUUAGUCCUUAUACAAAAACAAAUUAUUUAGCAGUAUAGUGAUGUUCUUGGACAGAAUGGGUAGAGCUUGUCAGGGCAAAUGAAUCAUUUGUGAUCAAUGUUAAAAAGACUAUUUUAUGUUUAAACGUGCUUGAUUUUGGUGAUUUUAGUAUUAUGACUAGUAAAUAAAGUAACAAGUACAAUAAUGUACAAAUGUAAUAUUUACGCGUGUUCUGUAAACAUGAGGAUUUCUAUAAAAGCGCAAUUGCUACAGUAUAAAAUGUUACCUCAAAUGUGGUUUUCUUAUUGUAUUCUAGCAUUGAAUAGUAACGUAAGAUAUACUAAUUUAGAGCUAGAAGGUACUGAAUCUCGAUAAAAACAAAAAUCAUAGCGAAAAAAAUUUGGUAUUGUAAAGUUGGUAUGAGAAAUUGGCUGAUUUAGACAGUUCAAUAACUACGAUUAUGUUAAAUUUAUCUGGAAUUGAAACAACUGUGUUUUAUGGAUGUUUAACACUAUAACACUAUCGCAAAGCACCUCUGUAAUAUAUUGUAAUAUAGUUAAUAUUUAAAUGUUAUUUAAGACUGUAAUUAUUGUUGUAACAUCAUUUUAUGUUCCUAAUAAGUUUUUUUUUUGUAGCAAU